Fusarium odoratissimum NRRL 54006 is the source of this 327-nucleotide messenger RNA. RefSeq lists its product as uncharacterized. Lineage: Eukaryota; Fungi; Ascomycota; Sordariomycetes; Hypocreales; Nectriaceae. The record is from RefSeq and is a predicted model, not a curated record. The transcript is spliced from 2 exons. The coding region runs from base 1 to 327 and encodes 108 amino acids.
AUGGUAGCGGCGGGCUGCCCCAGCCAAUCAUCGCCGUGUGGUGUCAACCGCAGGUCUGUCCCAGGAGGAACGAGAGUUCCUCGAAAAUUACCGCCCGAGGAUCUGCUUAAGCAAGAGAGGGUGCAGCCCAGGCCGCUACCAAUUCAAAAGCUGGCGGUCCCAAGCAGUGGACAUGGACUAGAUGAGGUCACUCCUGUCCAAUCUCCUGAGAAGUAUCCUCCUGUUGCCGAGUCUAGUAACGCGAGCUUUGAGUGGAUUCCCAAUCGAAGGGCCAUCAAAGAUCGUGAGGAUGAGGACGGCGAUCCUGGCGUUAACGGAAAGGGAUGA